GCCAGCUUUGACGGGGCCUGGUCUUUCAGUAUUCACUUGCUGCGAUCCGUCUUACCCGACUCCCACGGGUUCACGGCAUCGCAUUGCUCCCUAACAGCAAUGAGGCACCGCCUAUCGUCUCUAGCGUUCUCUCGCACCUUGACUGCUCCACGCGCACUCCACACACCUCUGACGCGUAUAACAGCAAGAUUGACCUCUCAGAAUGGCGGCACGAAACAACCAUUACAGCGGAGAAGCUUCGUGAUUACAGCCCCUAUGAACGUAAAGCUACCUAGCAAGGACACUGGCAGCUACGAGGAUUCGAACGCGCGCCCGGCUUCUGAGCUGAACCACAACAUCACACAAGAAGAGAAGGAUGACUUUGCGCGGAAGCUGCAGGAGGACAAGGGCAAACAAAUACGCACGCCAUGGCAUAGGGAAGGCAGCGAUGUACCGCCUGUCGCCAGACAGCGCAGCGCUGGAGCAAUGACAAAGGGCAAACUUCUCACCACGCCCUCUCGAAUGUUGAAGAUCAUCCUCCCUCUCACGACCAAGGACACGAACUCAGACCGCAAGGACAUCGAGCCGCUCGCUCUGCUCGUCCACCCGCAACAGCCUAUUUCCUACCUCGAGCGUCUGAUUCAAGCAGAGCUACCCACGAUCAAAGAUAAGGAUGGCAGAGAGCGCAUCCCACAGGUAUUCUUCCGCGCUGAGGAUAGCAUGCAAGACCCCCUGCAGGGCUCAGAACGUAGCGAAACAACUGUCAGCGAGGACAGCGAGCCUUCACAUAACGAAGAGGACUUCGAGCAGGUGGACGAACAUCGCAUUGACGGCAAGACUGUCAAGACCGGCAAGAUCAGAUCGAAAUCGGAUAAUGGAGAGGCUGGUGCGGUCAGAAAUCGCAAGACGCCUGACGAGGCGGUUGAACUGCGCGGCGGCCAUGGCGAGGGUGGCGUCGAAUCGUACUCUGGUCUCGGGCAAGAUGCACCCAGCGACAAGGUGUCGACCCGAAAGUUCGUGCGCUGGUCUAGCAGCACUGAGAUGGGCGACUUCAUUCGCGACGCAGCGCGUGGCCAAGAGUUCGCUAUCGAGAUCGAAGGCGCCCCAGAGGAGAUCCGUGUUGGUGUGCCCUCGUUCAACGACCGCACAUACUACCUACGCAUGCGCCUCAGGAAGACGUCUAAGCAGAUUAGCGAAAUGGCAGAGGUCAAAGAACUGUGCGACAAGCUUGCACAUAAGGCAGCACAAUCGGUAGCUAUGGCCGGAUUUGGCGGUAUUGUAGGAUGGUGGGGAGUAGUCUACUACCUCACAUUCCAGACAGAGCUCGGCUGGGACGUUAUGGAGCCAGUAACCUACCUCGUCGGUCUCUCGACCCUUAUUGGCGGUUACGUCUGGUUCCUGUACCACAACCGUGAAGUCUCGUACCGCAGUGCCAUGAACUUCACCAUCUCGCGUCGCCAGUCUAAGCUCUACAGCCAGAAAAAUUUCGACCUGCGGAAAUGGGAGGUCUUGAUCGAAGACGGCAAUGCGCUGCGCAAGGAGAUCAAGGCCAUCGCCAACGAGUACGACGUCGAAUGGGAUGAGAUGAAGGAGGAGAAAGACGAGAAGGUCGCGGAUGCGUUGCGUAAGGACAGGAAAAAGAAAGAGGGUAAGAAGGACAAGGACGAUGAUGAGCCGAAGGCGGGCAAGACGGAGGUCGAUGACGAGGGUAAGACUGGGUAGACCUGUCCGAUAUCCGUGGAAUCCCAGCUGCACACAUUAUGUAGAUAUAUUAGCGCGGCGUUGAGGGAAGACAUCAAUCAGCACUCUCCUUUGUU
This is a messenger RNA of Didymella exigua CBS 183.55, 1796 nucleotides long. RefSeq lists its product as uncharacterized. Gene Ontology annotation, cellular component: mitochondrial inner membrane; uniplex complex. Gene Ontology annotation, molecular function: uniporter activity; calcium channel activity. The transcript is spliced from 3 exons. The record is from RefSeq and is a predicted model, not a curated record. Bases 100 to 1701 code for a protein of 533 amino acids. Gene Ontology annotation, biological process: mitochondrial calcium ion homeostasis; calcium import into the mitochondrion. Lineage: Eukaryota; Fungi; Ascomycota; Dothideomycetes; Pleosporales; Didymellaceae.